AUGUCUUCCAUUUUGAAGCUAUUGUUGGCCACACUACCUUUGGUUCUAGCUGCACCGGCAUCAAACAAAAGGGCAGAUGGUCCAACAGUCGUCAUCUCCAAACCUGAUGCCACUGUUAUUGGUGUAUCGGCCAACAACGUGGAUAGCUUCAAUGGUAUCCCGUUCGCAUUGCCCCCGACCGGUUCCAAUCGGUUGAAGCCGCCUCGACCAAUUGAAACGUCCCCCGAAAUAAUACAGGCUACUUUGCCUGCAAAGUCCUGUCCACAAUUCACGUUAAGCACCGACACAAGCGAUCUUCCCACCUCUAUCAUCGCUGAAGUCGGUAAUAUCCCAAUCUUUCAGGCGAUCAAAAAUUCAGGCGAGGAUUGUUUGACCUUGAACGUGCGCCGGCCAGCCGGUACGAAGCCGGAUGCGAAACUCCCGGUGUUGGUCUGGAUUUAUGGCGGGGGCUUUGAACAAGGUUCGAUCACAACAUACGAUGGCGCAGCUUUUGUGGCAAGCUCUGUGUCACUAGGUAUGCCUGUCAUCUAUGUUGCUAUGAACUAUCGCCUCGGAGGGUUUGGUUUCUUGCCCGGUGCGGAGGUCCUUGAAGAUGGCUCGGCGAAUCUCGGUCUUUUAGAUCAGCGCUUAGCUCUAGAAUGGGUCGCAGACAACAUUGCAGCAUUUGGAGGCGAUCCGACAAAAGUGACUAUUUGGGGAGAGUCUGCCGGCGCGAUCUCGGUCUUCGACCAGAUGGCACUGUACGAUGGCGACAACACAUAUAAUGGUUCCCCGCUAUUCCGAGGCGGAAUUAUGGAUUCUGGUUGUAUUGCGUCUGCGAAUCCAGUGGACGGCGUAAAGGGCCAAGCUGUGUACGACACCGUGGUCAAGAAUGCCGGGUGCGAUGGCGCCACUGACACACUUGCAUGUCUGCGAGGACUCGAUUAUACCAAAUUCCUCAAUGCCGCAAAUUCUGUUCCAGGAAUUCUGGGUUAUAAUUCCGUCGCCGAAUCAUAUUUGCCACGACCCGAUGGUUAUCUAUUGACCGAGUCUCCGGACCAGUUGGCCGCGAAGGGCAAAUAUGCAUCAGUUCCAUUCAUCAUCGGCGACCAAGAAGAUGAAGGAACUAUCUUUGCCUUGACUCAGAAAAAUCUGACAACAACGAACGAUAUAGUUGACUAUCUACAAACGCUUUACUUCUUCGAUGCCUCUCGACAACAAAUCACGGAUCUGGUUGCCACUUAUCAAGAUAUUCAGGAAGAUGGAUCGCCCUUCCGUACUGGAACCUCGAACAACUGGUAUCCACAAUUCAAACGACUUUCGGCCAUCCUCGGCGACCUUUCGUUUACUCUUACGCGCCGAGUCUUCUUGAACUACGCCCUGAAAGCAAAGCCGAAUGUCCGUUUUUGGUCCUACCUCUCGUCAUAUAAUCAUUCAUUGCCUUUUCUGGGAACCUUCCAUGGAUCCGACAUCUUGCAGUUGUUCUUUGGAAUUCAGCCGAACUACGCAUCUAAGUCUAUUCACGCAUACUACCUGUCCUUUGUCUAUGAGCAGGAUCCUAAUUCCAGGGCUGGCAAUUACAUGGACUGGCCACAGUGGAGUAACAAUCAGUCAUUGAUGAACUUCUUCAAUGACCAUGGGGCUUUGCUGCAGGAUAACUUCCGCCAGGACACUUAUGAAUUCUUGACAGCGAAUUUUGCCUCUUUCCAUAUCUGA
Molecule: messenger RNA, 1695 nt
Organism: Penicillium soppii
Lineage: Eukaryota; Fungi; Ascomycota; Eurotiomycetes; Eurotiales; Aspergillaceae
Product: Carboxylesterase type B
Exons: 1
Coding region: 1-1695 (564 amino acids)
Source: RefSeq, a predicted model, not a curated record